Molecule: messenger RNA, 2940 nt
Organism: Cladophialophora immunda
Lineage: Eukaryota; Fungi; Ascomycota; Eurotiomycetes; Chaetothyriales; Herpotrichiellaceae
Exons: 7
Coding region: 1-2940 (979 amino acids)
Source: RefSeq, a predicted model, not a curated record
AUGCCCCUGGGUCGCAGUGCCCAUCUCUCCGUCAGAGGACAUGGCUUGAAGGUGAAGGUCCACACCUUUCGAAGAAGCUUGAGCCAGUUUCGCGUGAUCGAACAUGAAGUGCGCACUCAACAUACGCGCCACUGGCCGAGGGGUACAGAGGUUGGCUGUGAAAACGCCUUGAGGCUCUCUGUCAAGCAAUAUAUUCCCCAUGAACGCAGGAAUCCGGUGCCAAGCGACAUCACCUUUAUCGCUGCACAUGCCAAUGGCUUUCCCAAGGAGCUAUAUGAGCCGCUGUUUGACGACCUCUACACCAAACUAAGAGCUGUCGGGGGCGGCAUCCGCGCAAUAUGGAUUGCCGACCUUGCUCACCAGGGGAAGAGCUAUAUCCUCAAUGAAAAAGCUUUGGGCAAUGAUCCAAACUGGUGGGAUGGUGCCAGAGACUUUCUUUUUCUGAUCAACCAGAAGCAAGAUGAGUUGCCUCAGCCACUUGUAGGGAUUGGGCAUAGCAUGGGAGCGUCGCAAUUGGCGCAGCUCUCACUUCUUCAUCCUAGGCUGUUGCAGGCAUUAAUUCUCAUUGACCCGGUCAUACAGACUGAGAAUCCUAGCAAGACAUUCGCUAAACCGUCCACCUAUCGUCGAGAUAUCUGGCCAUCCCGUCAAGAAGCCCGGGCAAAGUUCGCGAGCAGCAAGUUCUAUCAGGCCUGGGACCCGAGGGUCUUUGAGAAGUGGGUGCAAUAUGGUCUCCGGGAUCUACCCACGGAACUCUAUCCAGAAAGGAACGAGAGCGAGGAACCGGGCGUGACGUUAACCACCCCCAAGUCUCAAGAGGUCUUCUCUUAUCUGAGACCGAAAUAUAACGGUACUCCGGGUAUUGCACCUGAGAGGGAUCGGGCCGUGUAUGGGGAUAUGCACCCGGAGGAUGUGGAGGAGGGGUAUCCCUUCUAUCGCCCUGAGCCCGCCGAAAUAUUCCGCCGGCUUCCCGAGCUGAAGCCACCUGUCUUAGAAUCUCUCUGGAACGAAGCAGAUAUCGAGUCGAGCUCGGCAGAUGAGACAGCCUUGCGAGAAGGCGCCAGCCUUGUGGCUGGGACUGCCGCGGCUGCGUCGUCGGGUUCGGAAAAACAGUUGUUCCGCGCCUGCCAACCGCCCGCCGCAUUCCGUGACUCCUUUCAAGUUUUGCACCUUCGAGAUGUCCCGCCUCACCAUAGUUCCAGUACACGACCGCAUUACAGCAUCAACCGCGCUUUUCGAGUCGCUUGGGAACCUCACCGAGAUGUGCUGUACAAGCUCUACAUCGAGGACAGAAAGUCCCUCGAGGAGAUUAUGCAGUACAUGCGAGAAGCUACCAACUUCACCCCCUCCAAGCGCGCUUUCCAGACACAAUUCAAGAGGUGGGGAUUUCCGUCGAAACGCAAACCAUCGUUUCGCGAUGAGGACUUGGUCGAUCGUGUGAGACAGCUAUGGGAGGCAAACUACAGCCAACGCGAUAUGCUUCAUACUCUUCAAGCCGAAGGCCAUGACAUCAAGGAACGCGAACUAAUGAGACUGCGUGCUAAGAACCGCUGGCUCAUGCGCAUUCCCAACGGUGCCAAGCCAACAGCCGCUGAUGAGACGGAACCUCGUCUCGAAGGGCAGUUGAUCGAGGGUGCGAACACUGACGAAAGCAUCGCUCAACCAGAACAACAUCCAGUGCCGGAUGAUCCGCCACCGGAUUUUGUGGAGCGCCAAAAGGAGAGACUUCAAGAACUCCAAGCCAUCAGUGACCAGCGCUGGAGAGAAAAGAAACGUCGUCGUCGAACCAAAGGGUAUGCAGGUCUUCCACCCGAUCCCGCAGGCAUGCCACCGCGUUUCCCCUCUGAGACCACACUUGAGGAAAGCAGGGAGAUAUUGGGUCUUGAUCCCAGACAAUAUCGGGCUAUUCGCGAUCAGUUCCAGUCGAUUUGUGAUGAGGAGCAAAUUAUGCAAAAGACAGUUGCUGGAAUAGAGAAAUGGCAAGCCGUCAAGGAUCGACUGGUUCGCGAAAAUACCCUGUUACAGGCUGUGAUGUGGCACGACACCAGGAAUCUUCAAUCCAAAGAGCUCGCACUGGACGUUAUCUGCACUGAUGUCACGAAGCGAAUCCGGACCCUAGGUCGUAGAUUGACCAUCUUGGAGUCCAAGAAGGUGCUGGGCUUGAAUCCGGAUCAAAGUCGACAAGUCCGCGGCGAAUUCUACGAGAUCCUCGAAUCGGAGUAUUACACCAGCAAACUCGAGAUGGGACCGGCAAAGUGGAAGGAACUCAAAGAUCGCUGGAUUGCCGGCAACGCAUAUCUCCAGAGCGUCCUCGCACCGGGCGAGAACGACCCCACGCAUAACCGAAAGCUCGCCGCAAUGGAACUCUUGUGUCGGGAUGUGAUGAAGCGUGUGCGAGACGACCGGGCGAAGAGGAAGGGCACUUUUAGGAAAAAGCCCGUUCACCCUUUGACCCUUGCGGCGGACUCUGCGCUCCAACCACCUGCACCGCCAGGCGCUCCCGCACCGGCCCCUGCCACCAGCGCGUACCGCGAUGCUCUGCCUGCGAUGCCAUAUGGUGAUGUACAAACCGCGGCACCGCAAAACGAUUUGUCAGACCUUCAAAUCGACCCCAACCUGUUGCAGGUGGCGGAUCAUUUGGGCACCCCACAGAUCUCGAGCGUGACACCUGCGUAUGUCCGUCCACACCCUAACUCGAGCAUUUACACGACUACGAAACUCUGGCUCGGGUCGUUGACCGGCCGCACUGUUCGGGAGCUCCAUGCAAUGAUCGCAGCCAGGUAUCCCAAUGCAAGAGCGGAACAAAUCUACGGGGUUGAGAAGGAUGCCGUGGGCAACGAGAUUCCGUGCCUCAUCGAGGAAGAUGAUGAGUUGGAUGCGUAUCUCGACCACGUCCAAGGACGCAAGGCUGUGUUUCUGGCGCUGCUUAGGAGAGCUUGA